Messenger RNA from Fusarium odoratissimum NRRL 54006, 807 nucleotides. RefSeq lists its product as uncharacterized. NCBI's taxonomy places the organism in Eukaryota, Fungi, Ascomycota, Sordariomycetes, Hypocreales, Nectriaceae. The record is from RefSeq and is a predicted model, not a curated record. The transcript has a single exon. The coding region runs from base 1 to 807 and encodes 268 amino acids.
AUGUCUUCAUACGCUACCUCGGUAUCAGCCAUUGUACAAAGUCGAAGGACGGCCCCUGUCUCUCACAACGAGGCGCUAUUGGUGUCUGCUGGUGAAACGCCUAGUCUCCGAAGGCUAGCCUUUGCACAUAAAGAAAUCAGCGUGUUACAAGAUGUUUGUCACCGUAUGAAGCUCAAGCCUGUCGUGCCUGAACCCAUCAGAGAAGAUGUGCUGUCACAUCUACGAAAGUGCAAGAUCUUCCACUUCGUAGGGCACGGAUACACAGAUACAGCUGAUCCUUCCAGAAGCCAGCUGUACCUGAAUGACUGGGAAACAAGCCCCCUUACAGUCGCAAGCCUCCUUGAGCUCAACCUUCAUCGGGAGGGUCCGUUUCUUGCUUAUUUAUCUGCCUGCGGUACAGGGCAGAUCAAAAGCCAAAAGCUCUUUGAUGAAGGUAUCCAUAUUAUCAGCGCAUGUCAACUGGCGGGCUUUCGGCAUGUCAUCGGGACUCUGUGGGAGGUCAAUGAUCAGUCUUGUGUUGAUAUGGCUGCUAUCAUAUACGAGGAAAUUCUCAGGGGAGACAUGUCGGAUGAUUCGGUGUGUCGUGGUGUUCAUGCUGCCACGAAAGCGAAGAGAGAUCAGUGGCUUGAUGAGACCUAUGGCGCUGAGAAGGCCACAACUCCAACAGAGAAUGGGCCAAGAAAGGAGAAGAGGGAAGUUGAUGUCGAAAGAGAUAUCAUCUCUCUUGAUGAAGACGAUGGACAAAGUAUUCCUGGGGCGGGGAAUGGUCUAUUGCACUGGGUUCCAUAUGUGCAUUUUGGUGCAUGA